CAGUUGAGCGCGAGUUCUCGAGCUGCACAGUUGCAAGUUAUAAGCCGUCGUUGAAUUUAACUUGUCGUAAUAAUUUUAUAGACAUAUAUUUCGAUUAAUAUUUUGUCAUAAUAAUAACAAUAAUGUUUAAUUGUUUAUAUUAAUGUUUUUUUCAAAUUAAUUAAUUCUGUGAUUUUUGAACAAAUUAAUAUUUAAUUUUUUUUUUUUUUCUUCAUUAAGACUGUUUGUGAAAUUAUAUACUGAAUUUUUUUUUUCAUUUAUAGUUUGUUUGUUAAUGUAAAACGUUUCAAAGUGUUUAUAAAAUUGGAUAAAAAAUAAAUAAUAAUUGAAAAUAAUUUAAAUGUGAAUGAGUUGUUUUUUUUUUUGUUUCUGUUUUAAAACAAAUUUGUGCAUCGAUUUUUUCAAUUAUUUGUUAUACUAUUUUGUGAUUAUUAAAUAGCUGAUUGGACUGACUAUUUGAUAAUAAUUUUUAUUUUUCAAAGUUUGGUAAUAUGUGCAGUGUACCAAGUAAAUAAAGAUCCAAAGAAGCCAAAUAAAUUUUUAAAUGCAAUGUUGUUAUAGAAAAAAUUCAAUACCGAAACCAACCAAGUGCAAGUGGGUAAAGUGACAAAAUACAAUAAAUAAAAAAAAUUAAAAUUUAUAUACAAUAUAUCCGGCAAUUAAUAAAGUAAAAAAAAAAAAAUAAAAAAAAAUUGUAUAUAAAUAAAAUUUGACGUACCCUGAAAUUGGGUACGUUUGUUAAUUUGAAAUAAAACAGCAUCAAGAUAAAGUCACCGGCUUUGUCGAAUUGGGAUGAGCAGGAUCGGGUAUUGGCGUUAGUGGUGGACACCGUUGUUGGCACUAACGGGUCAACCGGUGGAGAAGGGGGCCCCAUAUUUGGCCCCCCAACGGGCCAAGUAGAUGAAAUAAAUGCAUCAUUACACACGGCAUCAACAGCCGUUUCAUCAUCAAUUAUAAAUUCAAAUAAUAUAAUUAAAAAAAAUAAAACAACAACAAGAAAUUUAAAUUUAACAAAUGAAAUUAAUAAUACAACAAUAAUAAAUCCACUUUGUCAUAGUGAUAAUUUGUUAGAAACAGUUAUUGAUAAUUCAAGUACAGGUGUUAUACGUAGAUUUGAUUGUGCAACUGGUUUUAGUGAAUAUUAUAAUAUUUAUACUAGAGUUGUAAUACCACCUGGUAAUAUACAACGAAAUAAUAAUAAUAAAAAUAAGCGUAAAUUUAUUGAUAUCCUUGAGGGUUCAAAUAAAAAAAUUAAAAAUAUUAACGAUAAACUUAUUAAAAUUUUUAAAGCCAUGACACCAACUUGGUCAAUGCGUUUGUUAAGUGUAAGUUGUGGUUCGGUGGUAUGUGCCUGGGGACUAUUACUUGUUCUAUCAGUACUUGGUGGUGGUGCAUCACAUGGUACUGGUGAACAUGAAUAUGGUGGCUUUGAUAAUGUUGGUAAUAUGGAAGAUCUUAAUGGUGCUAAAUGCCCAUGGGCAUGCUCAUGUACUGGACAGGAUCUUGAUUGUUCGGAAAGAGGUCUUACUCAGGUGCCUGGGGAUCUUGCUGUUCUCGCCGAAAAAUUAGAUUUGCAGGGUAACAAUAUAUCGGUUAUCUUUAAAACUGACUUUGAAGACAUGGCAGCACUUCAUGUUUUGCAACUGUCAAGUAAUCAGAUUCAUACUAUUGAAAGAGGUGCCUUCAAGGAUUUAGUAGCUGUUGAAAAACUUCGUCUGAACAACAAUCAAAUUCGCUAUCUACCAGACACUCUUUUUAGCAAUAUGAUGAAUCUACGAAGAUUAGACCUCAGUCACAAUCAAAUUGCCAUGAUUGGACCAAAAACACUUCGUGGAGUUUCAGCACUUAAACAUCUACUGCUUGAUAAUAAUGUGCUGACCUGCAUUGAUGAAGGUGCAAUCAGAGAACUUAAAGAUCUUGAAAUUUUAACACUAAACAACAACAAACUUACAACCCUUGGGAAAGAAAUGCUUUUUGGUUUAUCGCGUCUACGUACACUAAAACUUCUUGAUAACUUUCUAUCAUGUGAUUGUCAUCUUGCUUGGUUGUCACGUCAUUUGAAGAGCAUUCCUCGACUUGGACAGCAUACAAAAUGUGCAUCACCAGCUCAUCUCAAGGGACAAAAUCUUGUCGAUUUGCAAGAGCAUGAAUUCAAAUGUUCUGGUCUUGUUGAACCUCGUACUGGAUCAGAAUGCACAUCGGAGCCACAAUGUCCACACCCAUGCAGAUGUGCUAAUAGUAUUGUUAAUUGUCGAAGUCAAUCCUUGGAAAAAGUACCAACACAUUUACCGGAAGAUACCACAGAACUACGAUUGGAACAAAAUGGUAUAACAGAAAUACCACCAAAAGCAUUUUCACCCUACCGAAAAUUACUACGAAUUGAUCUCAGUAAUAAUAAAAUAAAAAAAGUAGCUGCUGAUGCAUUUCAUGGUUUAAAAGCACUUGAAUCAUUAGUAUUGUAUGGAAAUAAAAUAACAGAACUACCGGGUGGAGUUUUUCAAGGACUAUCAAGUUUACAAUUACUACUACUCAAUGCAAAUGAUAUAUCCUGUAUUCGAACUGAUCUGUUUCGUGAUCUGACCAGUUUAACACUGUUGUCAUUGUAUGAUAAUAAUAUCAAAUCACUUGCAAAUGGAACAUUUACAAAUCUUCGAAGCAUCAAAACACUACAUUUGGCUAAAAAUCCAUUCAUCUGUGAUUGUAAUCUUCGCUGGUUGAGUCUUUAUCUUCAUGAGCAUCCAAUCGAAACAUCCGGGGCUAAAUGUGAAUCACCAAAGAGAGCUGCUAAACGAAAAAUUGACGUGAUGCGGGAUGAAAAGUUCAAAUGUAAGGGUGAUGAAAAAUUAUUGACAAAAAGAGCUGGUGAAUGUGUAUUACCUGGUGCAUGUCCAUCACCAUGUACAUGUAAUGGUGCAACAGUUGAUUGUUCAGAUAAAAAAUUAACAGCGAUACCAAAAGAAUUACCAAUUUACACAUCAACACUUCUAUUGGGUAAUAACGAUAUUGAAAAAAUAAAAGCAGAUAGUUUCUUUGAAAAAUUACCAGAACUACAACAUCUUGAUUUACGAAGAAAUAAAAUAAGUCGAAUUGAAGCUGGUGCAUUUAAAGGUGCUCAUAAAUUAACUGAAUUAUUAUUGUCAGAUAAUAAAUUACGUGAAGUACACAACAAAAUGUUUAUUGGUCUCGCUAAUAUAAAAACACUAAAUUUAACUGGAAAUGCAAUAACAUGUGUGAUGACUGAAUCAUUUGACAAUUUACCACACCUUCGAAAUAUUAAUAUGCAGGGUAAUCCAUUAUCUUGCAAUUGUCAUUUGGCAUGGUUUGCUGAGUGGUUGAGAACUCAUGACAUACCUGGAAUUAUUGGACGUUGCCAUGAUCCUCCAAGAUUGAAGGAUGCUCAUGUUAAGGACAUUCCACGUCAUGAAUUCAAGUGUACAAAUGAUAGUGUUGGUUGUCUUGGAGAUGAUUAUUGUCCGCCUCGUUGUCAUUGUGCUGGAUCAGUUGUGAGCUGUUCUAGAUCACAUCUAACUGAAAUACCUCGUGGAAUUCCACCUGAAACAACUGAACUUUAUCUUGACGUUAAUGAUAUUAAAACAAUUCAGCCAGAAAGACUGAGUCAUUUGAGACUACUAACAAGACUAGAUUUGAGUAAUAAUCAAAUUGUUAUGUUGGCGAAUGAUACAUUUAGCAAUUUAACAAAAUUGUCACAUCUAAUUAUUAGUUACAACAAAUUGCAGUGUGUUCAAAAAAAUUCAUUAGCUGGACUAAAAUCUUUACGAAUAAUCUCUCUCCAUGGUAACGACAUUUCAACAAUUCCAGAAGGAGCAUUUGACGAUUUAGAAUCAAUAACACACUUAGCACUGGGUUCAAAUCCACUUUACUGUGAUUGCCACAUGCAAUGGCUCGCUGAAUGGGUAAAAAAAGACUUGGAUGUUGAACCGGGAAUAGCAAGAUGUAUGGAACCACCAGCAAUGAAAGAAAAACUUCUUUUAACUGCUCCAUCAACUGCAUUUCAAUGCAAAACCAAGCAACAACCUGCCGAGGUCAUGGCCAAAUGCGAUGUGUGCUACACUUACCCAUGUCAAAACGGAGGAACAUGUGAGACAUUACAGAAUUGGCAAUUCAAUUGCCAGUGCACGCCAGGAUAUCACGGGGACAGGUGUCAACAUAAAAUUGACGCGUGCUAUGGAAAUCCUUGCCGGAACACCGGAACUUGCAAAGUACUGGAAGAAGGCAGAUUCAGUUGCGACUGUGCCCCCGGUUACGAGGGUCUCAGAUGUGAAAACAAUGUCAACGAUUGUGCAACAAACAAAUGCACAAACAACGCAACCUGCGUGGACCUCAUUCAGGCCUACAGAUGCGACUGUACCCCAGGAUUCAUGGGAGAAUACUGCGAGAAGAAAAUACCCUUCUGUUCAAAAGGACACAAUCCAUGUGAAAACGAUGGAAGAUGUGUCGACCACAAGACCCACUACAGCUGCGAGUGCCCGAUCGGCUUCUCCGGCUUCAAUUGUUCUACCAACUUGGAUGACUGUAUUAAUCAUCUGUGCCAGAACGGUGCUCCUUGCAUCGACGGCAUAAACAAUUAUGAAUGUAAAUGCCCAGCAGAUUACACGGGAAGGUUUUGUGAAACAGCACCGUCAACAGCAAUGCUGUAUCCACAAACAUCACCAUGUGCACAUCAUGAUUGUCAACACGGUGCCUGUUAUCAACCUACCCCUGAUUCUGCUGCUGGUUAUUUGUGCCAGUGCCAUCCCGGUUAUACUGGAAAACGAUGCGAGUACCUGACGAGUCUGAGCUUCGUGGAUAAUAGCUCGCUGGUCGAGCUUGAGCCGCUUCGAACGAAGCCUGAGGCUAAUGUGACCAUCGAAUUUAAAACAACACAUGAAAAUGGUGUAUUACUUUAUAAUGGAAUGGAACAAAGUGGUGAACAUAUUGCAGUUGAAUUAUUUAAUGGUCGUUUAAGAAUAUCAUAUGAUGUUGGUAAUUAUCCAACAUCAACAAUGUACAGUUAUGAAAUGGUAUCUGAUGGUAAAAAACAUAUUGCUGAAUUUAUUGCAAUUAAAAAAAAUUUUACAUUACGUGUUGAUGAUAAUCCAGCAAGAAGUAUUAUUAAUGAAGGUACACGUGAAUAUCUUAAAUUAAAUACACCAAUGUUUGUUGGUGGUAUUUCAUCAGAAGUUGCAGCAACAGCAUUUUCACAAUUUCAUUUACGAAAUGUUACAAGUUUCAGAGGUUCCAUUUUAAAUAUGUGGAUCAAUCAUAAGCUUGUAGACUUUAGUAAUGCUGCAAAAAGAUUUCGAGUUACUCCUGGUGCAUUUGGGGAAGAAGAAGCUGAUGAAGCAGAAAAAGAACCCAGUGAAAUUAUCGCACCACAAGAAGAUAACAUGGAUGAUCUUUUGCAGCAUGAAGAUGUUGUCCAACAUCCAUCUGAAAUAGUGGCUGUUCAAAGUGCAAGUAUUAUUGAUCCCUGUACCGGCAAUGAGUGUCACAAAGGUUCUGAAUGUGUUACUUCACAAUUUGGCACUAGUUACACUUGUCGUUGUCAAACCGGUUGGCAGGGACAAUACUGCGAAAAAGCACCGACAUGCCGAAAAGAACACACACGAGAAUAUUACAGCGAAAACGGAUGCCGCAGUAGACGACCAGUUAAAUUGGCAAAAUGCUGGGGAAGCUGUGGUAAUUCAUGCUGCUUACCAAGAAAAACAAAACGUCGUAAGGUUCGUCUUAUUUGCAAUGAUGGCAGAAGAUACACUAAAGACGUUGAUCUCGUUCGUAAAUGUACAUGCACAAAAAAAUGCUACUAGACUGGAUUCAAACUGAUAAAAAGAAAAAAAAAGAAAAAAAACAUAAUAAUAAUAAAAAUAAUAAUAAUACUACUACAAAUUAAUUAACCAUUUAAAUGUCGCCACAUCUCGUCAUAUUCCAUUUUAUAAAAUAAACUUAAUAACAAUAAAUAAGUUACGAUACAUAUAUAAUGUCAACUGAUAAACCCCAUAUUAUAAUAUCAAGCAGCACUGCCGAAAAUAAAGAAAAUUAAAAAAAAAAAAAAAGUGUCAAAUUUAUAAAUUGUUUGGCACAAGAGU
Aphidius gifuensis is the source of this 6086-nucleotide messenger RNA. It is a transcript of the gene sli, whose product is annotated as protein slit. Bases 1293 to 5807 code for a protein of 1504 amino acids. The transcript is spliced from 30 exons. Gene Ontology annotation, biological process: axon guidance; negative chemotaxis. The record is from RefSeq and is a predicted model, not a curated record. Gene Ontology annotation, molecular function: Roundabout binding; heparin binding; calcium ion binding. NCBI's taxonomy places the organism in Eukaryota, Metazoa, Arthropoda, Insecta, Hymenoptera, Braconidae.